Polychytrium aggregatum is the source of this 1119-nucleotide messenger RNA. RefSeq lists its product as uncharacterized. Gene Ontology annotation, molecular function: mRNA binding. Bases 56 to 925 code for a protein of 289 amino acids. Gene Ontology annotation, cellular component: nucleus. Gene Ontology annotation, biological process: mRNA export from nucleus. NCBI's taxonomy places the organism in Eukaryota, Fungi, Chytridiomycota, Chytridiomycetes, Polychytriales. The record is from RefSeq and is a predicted model, not a curated record. The transcript is spliced from 3 exons.
UCGGCCUCGAUCUACCCCAUCGAGCCCUUCCUCCCCACCACGCCCCGCAGCCAAGAUGUCGUCCCUAGACAUGUCACUUGAAGAGAUUGCUUCGUCCCGGCGAUCGAAUGACAGCCGAUCCCGGGGCUCGCAGCGCCGGAACCGAGACACGGAGGUCGACGACUUUGCCGUCACGGAUCGUCGCUCGGGCGGCAAUCGCCGUGCCUCUGGAGGAUUUGCUGGCCGCCAGCAGCAGCAGCAGCGAAGCAGCCCUUACUCUCGCAGAAGACGAGACGACGGCGAUUCGAACGACACAUGGACUCACGAUCUGUUUGAGGCCGAUGGCCGCUCGGGCCGCGCGAGUCGCUCGGAGCGAUCGACGGCGUCGGAAGCCUCGGCUCGUCUGCAGAUCAGCAACCUGCACUGGAAUGUCUCGGAGAAGGAUCUAUUAGAGUUGUUUGGAUCGAUUGGCCCCCUCAAGAGCGCCAGGAUCAAGUUCGACAACUCGGGUCGGUCUGACGGCGUUGCCUUCGUGGAGUAUGAGAGCGUCCGGGAUGCAACAAACGCGAUCAGCACCUUCGACGGCCGCAGCCUCGAUGAAAUGCCGAUGAAGGUCGCCUAUGCCCCCUUGGGCCGAGAUCGCUCGACAAAGACGGGUGGUAUCCAGUCCCGACUGGGCCCUCCUGCCUCCGGCGGCCCCAUCAGCUCGAGACUGGGUCCCAGACCGUCAGAGAGCAGCCGCCCAAGCCGUGGUGGAGCCAGACAGGACGACAAGCGAUCGACCCGUCCACGCCCCGCUACUCACGAGAGCCUCGACGCCGAAAUGGACCAGUACAUGACCGGCCAGAGCAGCAAAGACGAAACAGGAACCAUGGAUCUUGACGCUGCUGGAACCUCGGGCGGUGCUCCCGGCGGACGAUCCAUCGUCAGCUAUGCCGACGCCUAGAGACAUGAGCUGCUUGGCUUGAAGGCCCCCUUGUCCGCUUGCUGAUAUUCUUGCGCAACAGCUCCGGGUUGUGAGGAUAUUUUAAUUCAGUCACGGCACCAUCGUCGUUCCUGUAGGACACCCUGCUUGGGACCACCGAUAGCGGUUGCAUUCCAUCCUGAAUACAUAUGGCCAAGAGCACAAAUGUUCACAUA